Messenger RNA from Xyrichtys novacula (pearly razorfish), 3537 nucleotides. Lineage: Eukaryota; Metazoa; Chordata; Actinopteri; Labriformes; Labridae. The record is from the annotation of a GenBank genome assembly.
GAAAGGAGAGAAGAUCAGGGGAGGGAGUUUGGCUGAGCGUGAGAAUGACUGAAAAUGGAUAAACAGGGUGGGAGGGAAAGACGGUAAGAUAGAUAAAGAGAGGUGGUGGAAGUGAGUGAGUGAGAGAUGGGCAGGGAGGUAUAAAAAGAGGGAGGGAGUAAUAUAAGAGAGGCAGCCAUAGAGAGAGAGGUGACAGAGUAGAUUAUCCUCCUCUCCUCUCCUCCUCUCUGCCAGCCUCAUCAUGUUCAUGCUGCAGAUGUUGACUGUUAUCUCUCUGACUGUUAUCCUCCUGGCAUCUGUGGAAGGUAGGACACAACCUUACUUACUAUGAGAGUGUGUUUGUGUGUGUGUCGCAUGGCGUGCAUGCACCCUGCAGGUGGACAGUGUAGCAAAGAGAGCGAUGGCGAAGACAGAAAAGAGGGACAGAGGGGUUGCAGCAUGCAGCAGGAGCAGCAGGGAUGGAGGCAUGGAUGUAAACAGAGGGGCAGGAGGACUCGUAUCUGAAAUCACACAACACUCACAGAAAGAGAGCAACUGUGUCAGGGCUCAGUCUGUGUGAUGUGUCAUCUUGUCUUUUUUUGUGAAAGCGCUUUAAGUGCAUUGACGUGCCUGGGGAUGGAUUCAGAAUUAUCUGUGGCAUAACAAAGCAGCACUGUCCUAUUUUACAGCUCCUGCUGCUUCCAUCACGCUUUAAUUUGUUUACACAUUUGCUUUGGAUGAAAAGGCAUCAUGGCACACCCUCCACAUAAACACACACUCCUCCCCUCUUUCUCUCACUUUCUCUGUCUCUCAUUUCCCUGCCAUGCGAGUAUGUUUUUGCAGCACAAUGGGAUGCCAUUGUAAUUCCUCUGACAUUCUUGUGUGUACAUGUGUGUCCAUAUGGGAGUGUGUGUAUAUGUAACUACAGGGCAUGUGCACAUUCUGCAGAACAGAAAAUAUUUUGCUGUGUGCAAAAGCUGCCAAAAGACUCUUUCAGCCCUUACAAACAUCAGAUUAUUGACUGUAGUGUUUUAAAACCAGGAUUAUAUAUAGAAAAUGCAAAAUGUGUCUGUAGCUAAUGCUAAUGUACUUUGUAAUCAUUUCCAAUCUGAAACUUUUGGAACUUAUAGAUACUGUUUCAGCUUCCUCACAGAUUUCUACUUUGUCAUAACCAGAUACAAGAAAGUUACAAUUGAGUAAAAGGUGAAAUAAAACACAUAAUCCAACACACUCAAUAUUUACUCUGCCAGUUAACUUUCUCUAUGCUUCUCUUGGUUCGUCACCUUUGUUUGUCCCAGGUAAAGGCGUGCAGAUGCAAAGAGAUGUCCAGUGCUGCAUGUUAUACUCCCAGGGCAAGGUGCGUACCAAAGAUGUGUUGCGGUUUGAGGUGCAGACGGAGGGGCCGGACUGCAGUAUACAAGCUAUCAUGCAAGUAUUUCAACUAUCCACUCCUGGAGCUAAAGAGCAAUCUGCAGGCAUGGAAAAUAUGCCUCUCGUUAGAGGAGGGCAGAGCCGGGCUGAGAGGCAUUGUCAUCUUUCCAGGUCAUGUUGUUAUGGCAGGGCUCAGAGCUGUAAUUGCCAGGGAAGUAAGAAAGGAAAUAUGUGGGAAUAACAAGCCAUCUGAAAAUACCUCCCCAGCCAGCUGAGCCCUGCCUCAGCCACUCGGUCAGAACAGCAGGGUUUAGUUAAGUAAACCAUUCUGCAUUGUGAUACCUAUUGUUUCCAGCAGGUCAGAGAAAUCUGAUGUAGCUGGAGGAGAUUUUUUUAUGUGGUCCAGUUAACAAAAACAGGGAAUUCCUACAAAGAAGCUAGAAUAGUUUCUUUGAGUGCUCUGUAUUUCUAUGGCUUUCAGCCUUCUAUCCCCAACUUUUCUUACUUUACAUCAGUUUGUCAAACAGAAAGACAGCCCCGUCUACCAAAGGGAAAUCUAAUAAGACUGUAUUCCCCGUCUUCUUUGUGAUUCCCUGGGGCUUAAAUUCUCUGAGUCUUUGCCUCACCUGGUAUUAUUUCUAAACCAUUGUGUUUUCUCACAAGUAAAUAUUUAGGUUCUCUUUCAUAUUUCUUCUGAGUCUAGCAGUGCCUGCCAUAAUGUGUAAUAAGUACUGUGUCUUCAUUUAGUCUUUACACAAAGAAGGCGGUGAAAUGUGCAGACCCGAGAGACCGGAAGGUGAAGAGGUUGCUGAGAAAACUCCUGCAGAGACAAAGAACCAAGGCCCACCGAACCAUGUGGCUUCUUCCUCAUGACAACCUACCUGUCAUGUCAGAGGUCAGAAAAAAAGAGCUGCUGAAGGGCUGUGAGACAAACUUUCUAAGUAUGUGUUUUGAUUUUACCUGAAACUUUGACAAACUUCCUCCUCUGUGGUGAUCAUUAGGACAAGAAAGACAACUGGGCUAUUCUCAACGUGGAGUGAUGGAGCAUUAUCAAAUAUGGAGGAAAACUCAUAGUCAUAAGUAUGUGUGUUAACCAUCAGUAACUUAUGUAAGUAUGCAGAGGUACAUCACUUGAAUCACUCAUCCACUUUCUUUUUCUUUUCUACAGGCCAAGUAAACUUUCAGCAGCUUGUCUUCCUUAUGUGGCAAAGCUGUGCUGACUCUUCAGUCGUCUCGUGUCCCUCUCUAUCUACACUAUCUGUCUCCCUGGACCAGACCUAGGCAGCAAUACAUAUUUAUAUGGCUUUCGAUAUUUAAACAUGAACCGUGCUUGAAAUAUUCCCAAACACGUGGUUGAAGCUGAGGAGUUUUUAAUUGUAAGAUAAGCAGAAUGUUUUUUUUAAUGGCUCAUACUGUUAUUUGCCAGGGUCUGCCUGGAAGUGUCUCUCUCUAGAACAAUAUUAUUUCUCGUGGCUGAUGUACAAUCAGUGGAAAAGGUGUGAUAAUACAAAUCCUUGAGCAGUGAUAUUUAUGUUUUAUAUCAGCAGGAUACUCUAUGCUUAUUUGUGACUUGUAUACUUUCAGUAACGUAUAACGACACUGCACACAGUGCAGACUUUGACCUGAUAUAUCUGACUGUUAAACAGGUAAAAAGUGGGUUCAGAGAGGAGAUCUUACCUUUUUAGUGAGAAAAUGUUCCUGAUAUGUGUUCACCUUGCAUAAUUACUGUUUGUAAACUCAGUAUGAAACUUAAUCAAUCUUUAAAAAAGAGAUCCUCAGGCAUAUACAUUUGUCAGGCAGUUUACAUUUGUCUUUUUCACCAGAAGUUUGUCACCAAACUAUGCCAAAGUAUUCAUGAAUCAAUUCAUCAAAUGGCAAGGCUGUUAAAUCUUAGAGGGCUCAAUUGUGUAUAAAACACAAAAGUAUUGUAGACGAAUGCACUGUAUGUGAAUUUUAUAAAAUAAUCUGAAACAAUAGCUGGAAUGUCUUCACUGUCUUUUUCCGGGUAUUGUGUGUCUGUAUGGGUGUCCUUUUCACAACACACUUCAUUUAGCCGUGCUGGGAGCAUCCAUGUUUUCAGGGUUAGCAUUGGGUACAUCACUCUAGUCCUUACUGAAGUAUCUCACAAUGUGACUGAAUUGAUGAUCAGAUAUUCUUCUACAGGAAUUAAAAAAAAAGUGACUUAAA